AUGAAUUGUGUUUCAUUAGAAUCAGUCGACUUGCGAACAGUUACUCAGAUUGGUGAUGGAUGUUUUGGAGGAUGUGAAAAUCUUAAGAGUAUUAUUGGAUUAGAAACAUCAAGAACAUAUGAUGCCAAUGUUUUCAAUGACUGUCCAAACUUAGUUAUUUCGGAAGUUGGCAAUGUUGGUUGGGAAAUGUUUUCAAUGUGUCAUUCAAUCACAAGUGUUGUUUUCAAAGGCACAGAAUUACAAAACGGUGUUUUUAUGCAUUGCUUGAAUUUAGAAAGUUUCGAAUGUCAGAGUAGCUUUCAAUCUAUUCCAGAAAAGUGUUUUUAUGGAUGUAUCAAACUUAUUACUGUAAUAUUACCUCCAUCUGUUACAAAUAUUGGCAAUUAUGCAUUUUUCAAUACAUCUCUUCGAAAUGGUUUCACAUUUGAUAGUAUUCAAAAAAUUGGUGAUCUAUCAUUUGCAUACACUCACUUACAAACUGUUACUCUAUUCGAAAUCAGAUAUGAUUACUAUAUGAAAUAUCCAAUUUUGAUGCAAUUCAAAAAUAGAGAAUAUGCAGUAUAUGUAGCCCCAUUCAAAUGUUGUAAUGAUUUGACAAAGGUUGUUUUCAAAUGA
This is a messenger RNA of Trichomonas vaginalis G3, 615 nucleotides long. Its product is annotated as ribonuclease inhibitor domain-containing protein. Lineage: Eukaryota; Parabasalia; Trichomonadida; Trichomonadidae. The transcript has a single exon. The coding region runs from base 1 to 615 and encodes 204 amino acids. The record is from RefSeq and is a predicted model, not a curated record.